AUGUGCAUUGGGCUAGACGUUCGUGGGAAUGUUAAUUUAUCUUUCAAAGCCACUUUACCUAGGCCAGGAUCAAAGACAAAUGCUUCAGUUGCUGCACAAGAAGCACCUAAAGUCUGGGAUCCCAUUGAUAAUGUGCACGAGAAAAAAUAUCAAGAUGACAAGCCUUUAAACACUGGGGCCUCCUUGUUAUUAGGAACAUCUGGAGUUUUUAUCCGAAGUGCUGUUGAGUGUGAGGAGGAGGAAAAAUAUGCUGUCAAAACGUCUCCAGUUGAGAAUAAUGCUAAUUUUGUAAGAGAAGAUGAAGAUGAGAGCACUACCGGUAAAGCAGCAGCUGAGCCCACCUUGACUGCAAAGAAACUAAAGCUUGGAACAGAAAUGACAGCUAAGGUCCAUCAAGUUCGUGCUCGCGGAUUAGUCCUUGAUUUGGGUGGUGGUAUUCGUGGAAUGUAUCGAUUUGAGGUUGGCUUUCGGAGAGACUUCGAAGUUGGCAAGGAGGUUAAAGUAAAAUGCUCCAGUUUCACAGCCAAGGGGAUCCCUGUAGUGUCAUUGGUUGAAGAGGAGAAGUCCUAAGCUUUCAAUCCAGUGCAAGAAUCAAGCUUGGCAAGGUGAAUGUCAAUAACCUGGCACGUCUGUUUCUUCCAAAUUUGUGAGGAAUCUGUGGAAUAGAGAGCGUUGAAGAUCAUAUCAUCAGGUGGCUAUUUCACUUCAUUUCGACUAAGCUUAUUAGACAUGGCCCCAUUUCAGCAUGUUGCACUUUGCCAAUAAUGUUUAGUGCUACACAGCGUAAAAUUUUGAGUUGGCAGGCAUUGUUUUUAAACUGCGGUGAUAAUGUAAAUUUUGGUUCCCUUUUAUGUGAGUUCUCUUUCCUAUGAAUAUUGUCAUGAUGACAGAACCUCAAUAGAAAUAUCAAGAAUUUGGUUCUGAUAGGAAUA
Olea europaea var. sylvestris is the source of this 932-nucleotide messenger RNA. Its product is annotated as polyribonucleotide nucleotidyltransferase 2, mitochondrial-like. Gene Ontology annotation, molecular function: nucleic acid binding. NCBI's taxonomy places the organism in Eukaryota, Viridiplantae, Streptophyta, Magnoliopsida, Lamiales, Oleaceae. Bases 1 to 570 code for a protein of 189 amino acids. The transcript is spliced from 3 exons. The record is from RefSeq and is a predicted model, not a curated record.